UGAGCGUUAACUAUGCGUAACAUUUACGCAGAAAAAUAGGCUAGACAAAUAGUGCUAGCAAACCACACCUUAGCAAUUGGACAUAAACAAACGUAUCUCCUUUUGUACUUUUGUGUUCGCAAGGAAACUUUUAUUGGAUAAAAAAAAAUCACGGAGAUAAAGAAUGGCUUCUCGGGGUAAAUCAGAAACAAGUAAACUGAGACAAAACAUGGAAGAACAGUUGGACCGGUUAAUGCAACAACUCCAGGAUUUAGAAGAGUGCAGAGAAGAUCUUGAAGAGGAGGAAUAUGAAGAAACUAAAAAAGAGACUUUAGAACAGUUGAGUGAGUUCAAUGAGUCACUGAAGAAGUUGAUGUCUGGUAACAUGACACUAGUUGAUGAACUUGGAGGAAUGCAGCUGGCAAUACAAGCUGCCAUCAGUCAAGCCUUUAAGACACCAGAAGUUAUUCGUCUGUUUGCCAAGAAGCAGCCAGGGCAGCUGCGGACAAGACUGGCUGAGAUGGACCGUGACGUUAUGGUUGGAAAGCUGCCUCGAGACGUGUACACUCAGCAGAAAGUGGAGAUCCUCACGGCUCUGAGAAAACUUGGCGAGAAGCUUACAACAGAGGAUGAAGCAUUUUUUGCUACAAAUGCCAGUGCAACUCUUAGCCAGUUUGAGAAGGUGACUGCAAGUCUGGGAUCUGAAGAUAAGAUAAUGGCACUGGCCAGUUCUGGAGUUGAGAAGACCCAGACAUAAAGGUUUACACAACGUUUGUUGUGAGUGUGGCCUAUAUGCUGUCUGUGAGUUGUACAGUUUUUUUAACAAUGGUUGUCAUUUCUAAACACAUUAGAACACAUGCCAUCCAUCCAUCUGGUAAAUAACUUAAAACACACAUUCAUCCCAAUGUAUGUACUUGGAAAUAAUCGUAGAGUUAUUUGUAUUGUAUGUAUCCUACAUGUUUUAAGCUUGAUUGUAUAUUCUGAUUUAGAUACAAUGAAAUGUGAUGUUAACAUUUUUGGUUAAAUGUCUUUAAAGGGAUAGUUCACCCAAAAAUGAAAAUACUCUCAUAAUUUACUCACUUCCAUGCCAUCCCAGAUGUGUAUGACUUUCUUUCUUCUGCAGAAUGCAAACAAAGAUUUUUAGAAGAAUAUUUCAGCUCUGUUGGUCCAAACAAUUCAAGUGAAUGGGUACCAAGAUUUUUAAGCUCCAAAAAGCACAUAAAGGCAGCAUAAAAGUAAUCCAUAAGACUCCAUUGUUUAUGGAUAUGAUAGGUGUGGGUGAGAAACAGAUCAAUAUUUAAGUACUUUUUUUACUAUGAUUUCUCCUUUCUGGCCAGUAGGUGGCAAUAUGCAUGAAAAAUGCAAAUCGUGAAAAACAAAAGAAGAAGAACGUGAGGUGAAAGUGGAGAUUGAUAUUAAUCUGUUUCUCACCCACCCACACCUAUCAUAUCGCUUCUGUAGAUAUGGAUUGAACUAGUUGUGUUUUAUGGAUUACUUUGAUCCUGCGUUUGUGCUUUUCGUUGUUUCCAAAUUUUGGUACAGAGCUGAGAAAUUCUUCUAAAAUCUUUAUUUGUGGUGCAUUUUUGGUUGAAAUAUUCCUUUAACAUUUACACACGUUAUAUAUAUAUAAUUCAAAACAUUUUAUAAUUUUAGUUAUUAUUUUUAACCCUCUGGCUGUAUUGCAAUAUAUUAACCUUAUUAUGUCAGCAGUCAAUAACCAUUUUGGUACAAGUAUUUGAUCAUAAAAAUAGACUGUAAUCACUCUGCAUUUUAAUGUUGUUUUUUAUUUUAUUUUUUUUAACCAGUGUGCUUUUUGUAAAUAUUUUGUAUUAGAAUAUAUUUGAUGAUCUAGAUGAUUGCAUCUGAAAAGUUGUCUGUUUACUCUUUUUUUUUUUGUACUCACAAUUGGUAAAGGCUAAAAAAAAACACAGCUUCAAAUCUCUGUGAUCAAACUCAAUUUAAGACUACUGUGAUCUUAGUGUGAAAUAACAUUGUAAGAAAUACAACGGUGCCAAAAGUAUACAGGUAGGCUGUCAACUUAUUACAGCUAUACAUUAGGCCUCUACAUUAGGUCUAAACUAUUCAGCAGCAUUACAAAUGUUAUUGGACUUCAGUGUAGAUACAUUGCAAAUAUUGAAUAUUUUUAGUUCUUAAGCACUAGGUGGCGCUCUGGUCCUAGAAAC
This is a messenger RNA of Xyrauchen texanus (razorback sucker), 2162 nucleotides long. Its product is annotated as protein LZIC. Bases 164 to 736 code for a protein of 190 amino acids. Lineage: Eukaryota; Metazoa; Chordata; Actinopteri; Cypriniformes; Catostomidae. Gene Ontology annotation, molecular function: beta-catenin binding. The transcript is spliced from 7 exons. Gene Ontology annotation, biological process: negative regulation of Wnt signaling pathway. The record is from RefSeq and is a predicted model, not a curated record. Gene Ontology annotation, cellular component: nucleus; beta-catenin destruction complex; cytosol.